Messenger RNA from Arachis ipaensis, 1185 nucleotides. It is a transcript of the gene TRN2, whose product is annotated as Tetraspanin family protein. The record is from RefSeq and is a predicted model, not a curated record. Gene Ontology annotation, cellular component: membrane. Gene Ontology annotation, biological process: auxin-activated signaling pathway. NCBI's taxonomy places the organism in Eukaryota, Viridiplantae, Streptophyta, Magnoliopsida, Fabales, Fabaceae.
GCCUAGCCUAACAAAGAAAAAACAAAAUCACACAGCAUCCAAUUUUAUUCACACUUGAAAGCCACUCUUCCCAAAGAAGCAAAGCAAAAUGGCACUCAGCAACAAUGUGAUCGGAGGCAUAAACCUAGUGGCGGUGAUACUCUCAAUCCCCAUAAUCGGCGCCGGCAUAUGGCUAACAAACGAGCCAGCAGACUCGUGCGUGAAGGGCAGGUCUGGUCGGAGCCUUCUUCAGGAUCCCCUGCCUCCUUAUAUCGUACCUGGUAGCCAUGCUCGUGCUCAUAGUGUUGCUGGUCAUCAUGGUGGUGUUUGUGUACAUGGUCACCAUUCGUGGCCAUGGAGUGAUAGAACCCAACCGUGCUUACUUGGAGUACCAUCUGGACGAUUUCUCUUCGUUCCUAAGAAGACGGGUGAGAAGCUCCUUCAAAUGGGACCAGAUCAGAGCCUGCCUUAGCUCCAGUAACAUGUGUGCCGACCUCAAUCAGAGAUUCCGAAUGCCUCAGGAUUUCUUCAACGCACAUCUUACACCAAUGCAGUCAGGGUGUUGUAAGCCCCCAACACUAUGUGGGUACACGUUUGUGAAUCCAACGUAUUGGAUAAGCCCGAUAAACAGUGCGGAGGACAUGGAUUGCCUUCAGUGGAGCAACGACCAAACACAACUUUGCUAUGCGUGUGACUCCUGCAAGGCUGGUUUGUUGGCUCAUCUCAGGAAGGAGUGGAAGAGGGCCAAUGUCAUUUUGAUCAUCUCCAUCGUUGCAUUAAUCAUCAUAUAUUUGGUUGGCUUUUGUGCUUUUAGAAAUGCUAACACUGAGGAUCUCUUCCGCAGAUACAAACAAGGCUACACUUAGAACAUCAUGUUACUAUUUACUCUUUCUAUUAGUUGCUAGCAUUUGUGUUGAUUCGAACUUGAGAGUUGAAAACUGAUGCAAAAGGUUUCAAGGGCUCGGCUAGAUUUGCGGAGAGCACCGAAAGCUUCAUGUCUCGGGAUUCCCAAUAUGUCUAUCAUUAUUAGCAAGUAACUUUUAAUGGAGCUUCUUCACGUGUUGUCCUAAGCUUUAUCCAAGCCAUUAACUGUUUUAAGUCUGAUAAUCUUAUAGAUUUAUGAACCUUUAGAUAUUACCAUGUAUUAUUAGAUCUUCAUUCUCGGGAAACUCUUAUGUGGCAUAAGUCUUUUAUGCUUAAAAUCAA